Molecule: messenger RNA, 5053 nt
Organism: Musca domestica (house fly)
Lineage: Eukaryota; Metazoa; Arthropoda; Insecta; Diptera; Muscidae
Gene: ftz-f1
Product: nuclear hormone receptor FTZ-F1
Exons: 11
Coding region: 1354-4692 (1112 amino acids)
Biological process (GO): tissue development; regulation of transcription by RNA polymerase II; hormone-mediated signaling pathway
Cellular component (GO): RNA polymerase II transcription regulator complex
Molecular function (GO): RNA polymerase II cis-regulatory region sequence-specific DNA binding; zinc ion binding; nuclear receptor activity
Source: RefSeq, a predicted model, not a curated record
UGCAAAAAUAAAACGGAACAACAGAACUUACUGAGACAAUAAUUGAGUGUUGGAGAGGAGAAUUCAUUUGGGAGCAGCCUCUUUCCUUUGAAUCAUAGGUGUUGUUGUUCUUGUUGUUAAUAGAGUCAUGCUUGUGUUUGGUUGUUUGUGGCGUUGUGUGUUUUUGGCUUAGGGGUAAGGCAAAGUGUUUUUGCUUGUUUGGGGUUUAGUUCUAUUCGGUGAGGCCUUCGCCUUAGCCUUCUAAAAAAUAUUACGAUUUUUUUUUUGGAUUUUAAUUAAAGAAGAAAUAAAGAAAAAAAUGCAAAGAAAUUGCAUGUAAAAAGAGAUAGAGAGAAAAAAACUAGGAAAAAUUGUGUGAUAAUUAUUUAGGGAAAAAAUAAAUAAUUGAAGAACUAGAUUAGCCUGCCGUGCGUUUGUCGGUUGGUCGCUCGUCUCGUGUGAUUAAAGUAAUGCGUGUCGUGAUUUGUUUAGUAAUGCCGCCGCUAUCUCCCCGUUCGUUCGUACGCUCGCCCGCUCGCUUUUUGUGUCAUUUGAAUUGAGAGCGCCAAGUUUGCCCUACCGACCUAAUUUCCUCGUUUUUUUUUUUUUGCUUUUCAUUCUAACGUGUGGCCAUACGUCUGGAAAUAGUGCUAGACGCGGGGGCUAUAAAAAGGGAAUUUUGUAAUAAUUAAAAAAGGAAAAAAAGACAAAACGGAGCCUUCUGUUUCUUUUCGUGAGGAUUUGUAGAUACAUUUUGUGUGUCAUGCAACAUGUCGUCGUCGUUCGUUGUUCAGUAGUUACGUUGUCUGUCGCCGCUGACUCGCCGUGUUUCCGUGGCAAAUGAAAGUGGAAGUGUUUGUAAAACCUUGAUGAAAAGCAAAAGUGAAUUUUGAAAAAAACAAGAAAUAAAAAUUAAACAUUUUCAAAAGGAAAUUGCAAAAAAAAAUCUAGUUUUUGUGUCAGUUGGUCGGCAAAGCGAAAAAAUAAACGAGAAAGAGACUAAAAACCCCCCAUUGCAAAGAACUUUUUUUUUUGCAUAGAAGAGCAGUAAUCAAAAUCAAAAGUUUGCAACUGCGAGUGUUCCUGUGUUUGUUUGUCUGUGUGUGUGUGUGAAAAUAAAUCUACUCCUCGUUGUCGCCGCCGCCGCCGCCGUUUUGUGUUAUUCCUUCGUUUUGUUGUCUCGUCGCCGCCGCAUUAUUUUUUGCAUUUUGCCAAUUAUCAUCAUCGUUGUUGCUGUUUUGCACCAAAUAACCCGCAAUGUACAACCUGUGGCUCGUCGCUCUCAUAACGAUGCCGUUAAUAAGGAAAUAAAAGAGGCUGCCGUAUUUGCUAGAAUGGAUACCGCCAAGAAAGAAAGCUUCGUUACAAAAUAAUAUGGAACAUUUUUCCGUGGCCCUCUUGGCGGACAGUGCUUAUGGUAAUUUAAACAAUAACAACAGCAACAGCAACAACAACAACAAUAUCAACAAUAAAAACAACAACAUCAACACCAUGCAUCAUCACAAAGAUCACAUGUUGGGUGCCGGUAGCACUCCCAGCACCACGGGCUUUAUGUAUGACUCAUCGUCGGCCCAUCAUCAUGCCAAGCCGGAAAUGACCAUGGCCAAGAGUGACUAUAGCUCCUUUGCCUCCUGCAUUCAACAGUCGACCAUGUUGGAUCAUCGCAAUGUUGCCAUAGAUGCUAAUCUGGAUGCGGGCGUUUCGCUGGGUGCUCUGUGCGAUUUGAAGUUUGGACCGCCGUCCAAUGGUGGGGUAGGAGGUGGUGGUGGCGGUGUGGGUGGUAGUCCACCCCUCAUGGGUGGUGGCAAUGCCACCACAGAUGUGGAGAGCAACUUUAAAAGUCUACCACCGCUCAUAACCAACAUUGAGGCUACCAAUCUAAUGGGUGUCCUGCCCAAAGUUGUGGGCUCUUCUGGCAUGGCCGUUAAUGUGCCACAAUUUGCUCAAAUGCUAUUCAGCCGAGAACAGCCACCGCCAGCUCCACCGGCGCAACCCAUACAGGGUUCAUAUGGGGGUCAUCCCCAUCAUCCGCACAUACCAAUGAAGGCUCAAGAAGUACAAAACACUGCCACAGAGACGACAACGCGUCACUAUUUGCCAGGACCCGGAGGGGGAGCCAUGACCUCAACGGGAGGUCUCCUGAUCAAUUCCAAUGCCAGUUCGGAAGCCAAUAAUGAGGCCAGUGGGGAGACGAAUUAUGUCGACUUUGCCAUGGUGGGUCAUAAUCAUCAUCGGGGCAUUAAUACGGCCAAUAUGGAUGCUAUUUCUACCACAACAACAACAACCACAGCCAGUAGCAAUAACAACAACAACAACAACAACCAUUUAACAAAUGAUAGCCAUAUAACAACAACAACAGCAACCACCACCACCACUCUUAGGAAUGAUAACAACAACAAUACCAUACACACUGCCAGUAACAAUCACAACAACAAUAAUCAUAGUACACCAACAACAACACCAACCCAGCCGCCAACUCAGCCACCGUCACAGCCGACCAGCCGCUCCCAGAUGCACAGUAUUGAAGAAUUAGCCGCCAGUUCCUGUACGCCCACCUCAUCAACCGUCGCCGCCCCAAACACCAUUAGCAGCAGCCCCACCAGCAUUGGAGGAGCCCUUAAGGGCUCCAACAACAGUUCAGUCACAGCUACAGCAGUACCUUCAGCCAAUGAUCAGCAGCAACAACAACAACCACAGUCUCAAAACUCGCUUGGCAAUAGUCCAUCCGGGGCAGCAACAUCACAGCCAACAACUUCUCAACAACAUCAGCAGCAUCAGCAACAACAACAACAUCAUCUGCUGAAUUCAUCGAAUAUUAGCACCGACAGCAAUGAUGACGACUCCAUGUCCUCAUCCGAUGAAUAUAUCGACAUGGACUUCAAUGAUCGAACGGGUUAUCAGGACACCACCUCCUCGCAUUCACAACAGAGCGCCAACGGUGGCGCUGGUGGCAAUUCCCAAAAUAAUGCCGCCGCUGCGGGGGGCAUGGCCCUCAUCAACGGUGUCGUCACCCUAAAUACCGCCCAAAAUUCAGCCGUCAACAGCGGUGGCGGCAAUGGUGGCUCCUCGGCCUCUUCAGCCUCAGGCACUUAUAUGUCCCUGCUGCCACCAGCCACCUCGUCCUCGGCUCCACAUUUGGGUGUAUCGCAUAUGGGUGGUGGUGGUGGCGGCGGUACCAGUGCCACCGCCAGCGGUUCCACGCCGGAUGUCAUAGAUUUCAAACAUCUGUUCGAGGAGUUGUGUCCUGUGUGCGGGGACAAGGUGAGCGGCUAUCAUUAUGGCCUGCUCACCUGUGAGUCGUGCAAGGGUUUCUUUAAGCGCACCGUACAAAACAAAAAGGUCUAUACGUGUGUGGCCGAACGCUCCUGUCACAUCGACAAGACGCAGCGCAAACGGUGUCCGUACUGUCGUUUCCAGAAGUGUCUGGAGGUGGGAAUGAAGCUGGAAGCUGUGAGAGCCGAUCGCAUGCGAGGCGGCCGCAAUAAAUUCGGACCCAUGUACAAACGGGAUCGGGCGCGAAAACUGCAGGUAAUGCGACAACGACAAAUUGCAUUGCAGGCCCUACGAACGUCCAUGGGUACGGGAGAUAUGAAACCGACGCCCCUGUCCCCCGGCUAUCAAACCUAUUCGAAUAUGAAUAUCAAACAAGAAAUACAAAUACCUCAGGUAUCCUCUCUCACACAAUCGCCCGACUCAUCACCCAGCCCCAUUGCUAUUGCCUUAGGUCAGGUCAAUGCCAGCACCGGUGUGAUAGCCACGCCCCUCAACGGCAGUGGUGGCAGUGCAGGUGGCGGAGGCGGCGGCGGUGGUGGCGGUAAUAAUGGCAGCAGCAACAACAACAACAGUACGAGUGAUGGCAUCAACCGCGUUGGCAGUGGUGGUGGCAGUGGAAAUUGCCACGACACCGGUACCGGGUCUCUACAAAACGCCAGCGAUUCAAAAUUGUGCUUCGACUCGGGCACACAUCCUUCAAGUACCGCCGAUUCCAUAAUAGAACCUUUAAGGGUAUCACCGAUGAUCAGGGAAUUUGUACAGUCAAUAGACGACAGGGAAUGGCAGACGCAACUAUUUGCCCUGCUGCAGAAACAAACGUACAAUCAAGUUGAAGUGGAUCUCUUUGAGUUAAUGUGUAAAGUUUUGGAUCAGAAUCUAUUCUCACAGGUCGAUUGGGCCCGAAAUACGGUGUUCUUUAAGGAUUUGAAGGUUGAUGAUCAAAUGAAACUACUACAACAUUCAUGGUCCGAUAUGCUGGUAUUGGAUCAUUUACAUCAACGCAUACACAAUGGCCUGCCCGACGAGACACAGCUGAACAAUGGCCAAGUCUUUAAUCUGUUAAGUCUUGGACUGCUCGGUGUGCCGCAACUAAGUGAUUAUUUCAAUGAAUUGCAAAAUAAAUUGCAAGAUUUGAAAUUCGAUAUGGGCGAUUAUGUGUGUAUGAAAUUCUUGAUAUUAUUAAAUCCAGAUGUACGGGGUAUUAUCAAUAAGAAGACAGUGUUGCAGGGUCAUGAGAAUGUGCAGGCGGCAUUGUUAGAUUAUACGCUAACAUGUUAUCCAUCUGUGACGGAUAAAUUCAGGAGGCUGUUAAGUAUAUUGCCGGACAUUCAUGCCAUGGCAACACGCGGUGAAGAGCACUUAUAUUCAAAACAUUGUGCCGGUAGUGCACCCACACAAACGUUACUCAUGGAAAUGUUGCAUGCAAAACGGAAAGUGUAAAGGCAACACACCAACCAACCACCAUCAAAAUCCACACACACACACACAUCUAUAUAUGUAAACGUAUAAGGGGCGGGUAUUAAAUAAACACACACAACAAAAAAGGAAAUCAACCAUACCACUUAAAAAUCAUUUUGGAAACAAAAAAAAAAGAGCAAAGCAAGUUACCAACCAACAAAAAAGCAAAUCUUCAAAAACCAACAAGGAUGUUGUUAAGAGAGAAAUUACAGAAAAAAUAAAUAAUACAACAAAGCUAAGCUUAACCACAAAAAAACAAAACAAACAAAUAAGGAAAAAAAGAAAUAUAUUUUUGUGACAAAUUGUAAAACAAAAACCCAGAUGAUUUUUCAAAAAAACAAAA